AUGUUGGUUUCGUCGCUCGGGAUUCUGGCGACAUCCCUUGAGUACAUGCGCAGACAACUCAGCAGGAGGCUUUGCGGCCGCCACAGUCUUGCAUGCACCUGUGUGGCAGUGCUCGUCGCAGUUUUAACAAUUCUCAUCCUAUCGGCUGGCCUUCGAGAUGCUAGGUACACCCCGAACUGGAUCAAGUUUCCAGAUCUUUCGCUCUUUGGCUGGAGCCGGCUACGUUGGCGUGAGGCUGAUUUCUGCUACAUCCGAGACGCUGAAUCUGGACGACAACCGAAUUCUUCAACUUGUGUUACCCAUUGCUCAACGUUUCCACCUGCGUCUUUGGGUGACUCUUCCGCGAUCCAUACCGAACUACACGACUGCAUGACAUAUCGAGCUCGGUAUAGUUCUCUUUGUGCCAGUCAAACAGAAGAACAAAGCAUCGAUAUUUUGGAGGAUCCAGCACCAAGGUAUCGGAGUGCGAUCGUGCUGCGCGCCUGGGAUAAGUUCAGCUGGACGCCCGAUGAUAUACGCAACGUGAAGGCCAUGGUAACAGAAAUGUCACUUCUAGGAAGCUCCUAUUCUGUUCACAUUCUGCUUCACGUCAGAACCGAAGAAGACUUGUCAACGAUGGCUGCAGAAUCUCUUGAAGCUAUCAAGCUGCUGCAUGUUCCUGCUGAGUUUUUGAACAUUACAGAGCUAUGGAGCUAUGCAGAUUGUCAGUCAGCGUACCCAGCUGUUGGGGAGUACGAAUUCUAUUACCACGCGUUCAUGGCUCUUCAGAUGUUCGCGGAUAGACAUCCGGAAUAUGACUUCUUCUGGAACUGGGAGAUGGACGUACGCUAUACUGGAACAUACAACGAGUUGUUCCCAUCAUUGACAGCUUGGGCAAACCAGCAGUCUCAUGAAGGGGCUUGGGAGCGCAACUCGCGCUUCUACAUUCCAACUUACCAUGGGACCUGGGAGAACUUCACCAGAUCGAUCAAGUUAUCUGGCAAUGCCUUCCCUAGCCCUACGCCAUGGCUACCACAGCAAUCUCAGCCGGAAGAUCUUGGACAAGAAUCCGACCUGAUUACUUUGUUUCCCAUGUUCGAUUGCGAGGACACUGCUUGGCCUCAUAAAGACUAUGUCGUCAACUACCAGCUUGAGGAGGUCCAGCCCCGUAUCGGAACGGUUGGAACCAACAUGCGGCUAUCUCGCCGACUUCUACAAAUGAUGGCGAACGAAAACAUAGCUGGAAGGGCUAUGAUGUCUGAAAUGUGGCCACCCACCCUUGCGUUCCACCACGGCUUGAAGGCCAUAUCAGUACCACACCCAAUGUUCUUCGACAAGCGAUGGCAAUCCAAUGAUCUUCAACAGAUUUUCAACGCAGGCGUCAAUGGCAGAGUUGGGGGGUCAAAUACAUCGGUGGUGGGUCAUGAGGAAGUCUUUCUGGGCUCAACUUGGUUUUGGAACGCCCAAUCACCCUCGGAACUAUAUGAUCGAUGGAUGGGCGUAGCUAGGGAAGGCCCCGGGUCGACUGAGUUCGCAAGACUCCAUGGAAAUGUGUGUUUGCCUAGAAUACUACUUCACCCUGUGAAAUUUUGA
Molecule: messenger RNA, 1572 nt
Organism: Ramularia collo-cygni
Lineage: Eukaryota; Fungi; Ascomycota; Dothideomycetes; Mycosphaerellales; Mycosphaerellaceae
Exons: 4
Coding region: 1-1572 (523 amino acids)
Source: RefSeq, a predicted model, not a curated record